AUGGAAAAGUUCAGCGAGAUGGGAGUGAAGCAGGAAAGUAGGGAUGGAGAGGAAGAAGGAGCAGGCGGGUGGUCGAAGGACAUGAGUGGGGAGUUUGUGAAGGCACGGGAGGCGAGAGAGCGCCUGAGGGAGUCGGCGGUGAUGAUGGCUAGAGACGCGGGAAUGUCGCCAUCUUCAGCGGCGUUUCGCGCCAAAACCAAGCGGGAUGUAAACAACAAUGGCGGCGCCCAUCAACCGGUAGCAGCCGCUGCGUCCGUGAAGACACCCAAGUACUCGGGUAAGGCUGACUGGGAGGCUUUCCAUGCCCAAUUUGAACUGCUUGCACAUGCCGGGGGGUGCCCUGAGGAUAGACACAGCUACGAGGCGUUAGCGGGGGCUUUGAAGAGGCGGUUUGGACAGUGUUUCCCGCCAGAGCUGCUCCGGAACAAAUUGAGUAACCGCUGUCGGAAGUCUGGAGAGACGCUGCGUGCGUUGGCUAACGACGUGGAGAGCCUGACGCGGCGGGCAUAUGCACACAUGCCACCCGGAGUGCAGAGUGAGCUGGCACGUGAUCAAUUCAUCAGGGCUCUCCUCCCUGCGGACUUGAGGGUUGGGGUACAGCUGCAGCAUCAACAGUCCUUGCAGGUGGCCUUGGAGAUGGCUGUGGAGAGAGAGAUUGUGUGGAGUGUGGCAGCGAGGAGCAGCGGAGGGCCGGUACCACCGGCUGUGAGGAGCUGCAGAGAGGAGGAGAAGCCUGUAUGGGUUACCAAGGUGACUGAAAGUGUUCCAGUUUUAUUAGAGGAGAAAAUGAGGGAGAUGGAAGCAGCUGUCAAUGCAGAGAGGAAACUGUGGCAGCAACAGGAGGCUAGAGUCAAAGCGGAGCUGGCCUCUCUUGAGCGAGAUCUCCAGGAGAGUAAAGAGAAGGAGAGCCUUGUGGCCUCUCUGGAGAAGUGCCUCCAAGAGGGCAAAGAGAGAGAAAGGAGCCUGGUGGAGGAGGGUGCCAAGAGGGAGGCGCAGUCCAAAGAGCUGCUCAGGAGCCUGGAAGCCGAGAAGGACCACCUGGAGGAGCGUCUGAUGAACCAGCUGGCCCAGCUCAACGGCAGCAUCGCAGACUACCAGCAGAAGGCGGUGGACAACCGGGAGCAUUUGACCGAGCUGCAGCGGGAGGUGGAGCGGUUGGCAAGGGAGCGGGCCGAGUUGGAGGCCGAGGCGCAGAGCGAGAGCGACCGGGCCGCCAGGCUGGAGGAGGCAUGA
Notothenia coriiceps (black rockcod) is the source of this 1233-nucleotide messenger RNA. RefSeq lists its product as uncharacterized. Bases 1 to 1233 code for a protein of 410 amino acids. NCBI's taxonomy places the organism in Eukaryota, Metazoa, Chordata, Actinopteri, Perciformes, Nototheniidae. The transcript is spliced from 2 exons. The record is from RefSeq and is a predicted model, not a curated record.